CCCAACCCGUCCAUCAGCAUCGCUCCUCCUAAAAAUAUGCCUAGAGCAGGGCUUGCGUACUACUCCACGAGCUGACUUACGUACAGAAUGCAUUUCUUGCUAAAUUCUUGUUGACAUGGAAGUAACAGCUGCUCGCCGAUCGUCUCUCUGUGAUACAGGUUCCUGGGCCGACCGGACGGCCCUCCACGAAGCGGCGUCCCAGGGCCGUGCGCUGCAGCUCAAACAGCUGAUAGAGAGCGGAGCGUCGGUCAACAUGGUGACUGUGGACAACAUCACGGCUCUGCAUGAGGCCUGCAUACAAGCACAUCCCAACUGUGUCCGGAUGUUGUUAGAGGCGGGGGCGCAGGUGGACGUCCGGACAAUCCAGGGCAGCACUCCUCUCUGUCACGCCUGCGCAGCGGGCAGCUUGGCUUGCGUAAAGUUGUUGCUGAAACGUGGGGCCAAAGUUAACCCACGUCCCCCAGCAUCCCCUCUUCACGAGUCCUGCACACGAGGUAAUGUGGAAAUUGUGAGGUUGUUGAUCACCAAGGGGGCGGAGCUUGAGGCCUGCGACACAGACCACACCCCCCCUCUUCACACCGCCUGUGCCAAAGGCCAUGUGGACUGUGCUCUGGAGCUCCUUAAUGCAGGCGCCGACGUGAAUUCGUCCAAGGCGGAGGAGACGGCGCUCCACCACGCGGCGCGCGGCCAAACGGCCGACCUCAUCGACCUGCUGGUGGAGUUUGGCGGGAACACGCAGGCCCGAGACCGCCACGGCUGUAAACCCAUGGACUACACUAAACCCAGCACCCCCGCGGGAACCUGCCUCAAGGCUUACGGGAGCACCCCCCUCAGUCUACAGCAGCUCUGUAGAAUCCGAAUGAGGACGACUGUGGGUAGAAGAGGCUUGGAGGUCAUAGGUCAGCUGGACAUAUCUUACAUCAUCCGCGGCUACCUCCAAUACACUUCUUAUCAAACGUCACCAGCCGCAGAACUGUGAUGGGAUUCUCAAAUGAUGUGUAUAUGUAUAUGUUAUCUAUAUUUGAAGAUAUCGGAUAUAUUUAAUGCUAAAAUGUGUAAUUUAAAACUCACUGGAAAUAAUAUACAAUGAUUAAGAUAAACUAGACAAGAUGUUA
Messenger RNA from Gadus macrocephalus (Pacific cod), 1115 nucleotides. Its product is annotated as ankyrin repeat and SOCS box protein 13-like. NCBI's taxonomy places the organism in Eukaryota, Metazoa, Chordata, Actinopteri, Gadiformes, Gadidae. Gene Ontology annotation, molecular function: protein binding. The record is from RefSeq and is a predicted model, not a curated record. Gene Ontology annotation, biological process: protein ubiquitination; intracellular signal transduction; positive regulation of protein catabolic process. The transcript is spliced from 6 exons. Bases 116 to 979 code for a protein of 287 amino acids.